AUAUCGUCUAGCUCCACAUUUUCAAGGGACAAAACGUCUGAUCCAACCACCACCAAAACCAGCGCAAAGAUGAUGAGGCGUUCGCAAGCCCUCUCGCAGCUCGCCGUCCUCCUCCUCUUCCUCCUCGUCACGCCCAGCGCCUCCACCCUGACCCUAGACGAGGCCUGCAAGGCCGUCGGCGCAAGCAACAGGGGCGUCCGCUACGACUACUGCGUCAAGUUCUUCCAGGCCUGCAAGGGCAGCGCCACCGCGGACAGGCGCGGCCUCGCUGUCAUCGCCGCGAAGAUCAUCCGAGCGGCGGCCGUGGAUAACGGCAAGCGCAUCGCCACCAUCAAGGCCUCGCGCGGGGACGACAAGAGGAUCCUGGGGCCGCUGGCCGACUGCGACGAGCUGUACUCGAGCGCCGUGGACCAGCUCGAUGCGGCGGCGAGGGCCAUCGCGUCGGGGAACUUGCAGGACGCCGUGACGAACCUCAGCGCCGCUGCGGACGCCCCCCAGACCUGCGAGGAUGGGUUUCGCGAGCUGGGCGUGAGUUCGCCGCUGGCCGCCGAGGACUCCGAGUUCAGUAAGGAGUGCUCCAUCGCGCUAGCUGUAACGAACACGCUGUAGCCAGAGUGGUAGAAUCAUAUGCAUCAAUAAAAUCCUGGACUCUGUCCCAUAAAAUCCUGGACUCCGAGUUCAUUAAGGAGUACUACAACAUUAGACCAGAUAUAUAAACUCCGCAAGUACGCUUAGCCGCACUUUCCGCUUGUUGUUUAGGACAUGUAUAAUGUUUGAUAAAAUAAUUUUAUUUUAAAUCUUGCAUGUAAUUUAAAAAUGAUAAA
Hordeum vulgare subsp. vulgare (domesticated barley) is the source of this 824-nucleotide messenger RNA. RefSeq names its product putative invertase inhibitor. The record is from RefSeq and is a predicted model, not a curated record. Gene Ontology annotation, molecular function: enzyme inhibitor activity. Bases 70 to 609 code for a protein of 179 amino acids. Lineage: Eukaryota; Viridiplantae; Streptophyta; Magnoliopsida; Poales; Poaceae. The transcript has a single exon.